Molecule: messenger RNA, 1075 nt
Organism: Durusdinium trenchii
Lineage: Eukaryota; Dinophyceae; Suessiales; Symbiodiniaceae
Source: the annotation of a GenBank genome assembly
AUACUGUGUGGGGUUUGUUUCCUGUCAACACAUGCUGUGGCUCCGGCGGCUGUCGGUACGUGUGACAUGGCUGCAAAAUCGAUAUCUUGUCAUGCAUGACACCCACAUGGUCGUGAUGCAACAUUGCGCCUCAGUACUUGGACAUUUGUGAGAUCUUUUUGAGCAGGUGUCCUUUGUUGCCAGUGGCAGGUGGAUGGUUUCAACUCAGUUGUGCAGAUCCCCGAAUGAGCAGCUCAAACGUUUGAUGCACAGGAGGAACCAACCCAGUGAAAAGGUCUCGCAAAGUCCAGACAUCCGGAACUUGCAAGAAACUGUGCCUUUGUGGUGCACGCGAGAAGAGCCGGCACCGGCGUUGUCUGAAGCAGAGGAACGUCUCAGAGGCGCCUUGGAGGCAUUGGCCACCCUGAAGGGAUCGAGCAGUCCAAGGGCUCCAAAGUCGGAGAGCCAGCCUGAGACACCAGUCAGAAGGUGGGAGCGCCGAAGAAAGGUCCGACUAGUGUCGGAAACAUCUCCUGGGCCGCUCACACCAAUGUCUUUGAGCAGAGGCGAGAGGCUUGGGGCGGACACCACACCUGUGAAAAUGCUGCGGCCGCAAUGCCAGGACCUGGCUGCCACACUGAGAGUUUUAGAAGACUUGGCCUCUGCUGCAGAUGCGGCUGCGGAAACAUGGCCUGUCUGCUGGGAUCUCUGCCGCAGGCUACGCCACAGCGCGGUGAGCAAGCUGGCUGAGCUGCGCCAACGAAACGAGGAUGGAAGCCUAUGCUCCAAAGUCCUCGCGCAGGUGAAAUCCGAUGCAGUCUUGGGCCUCGAGCUGCUGGAGAGCUCCGUGACCAACGAGAGCGCUUCGCACGUGGCGGUGACCGGGUGUCGCACGAGGACCUCACCCGGGCCAAGGGAUUUGCGAUGUAGAGAUCCUGAGGAACUCCGGAAGAUCUUGGGAGCUGUUGCUCGGGAUAUGGAAGAUACAUUGCAUGGCCUUCGUGCCAAAAGGUACGCGUGGCCGAAAUGAAUUUCUGGGGACCAUUCUAUGAGAGGAAUGGCAAUGGGGGAUGGGCAUCAUGAAUCAUGUGGGAAG